Homarus americanus (American lobster) is the source of this 5203-nucleotide messenger RNA. RefSeq lists its product as uncharacterized. The record is from RefSeq and is a predicted model, not a curated record. Bases 84 to 4310 code for a protein of 1408 amino acids. The transcript is spliced from 3 exons. NCBI's taxonomy places the organism in Eukaryota, Metazoa, Arthropoda, Malacostraca, Decapoda, Nephropidae.
UGGGGCGCCUUCAGUCUGAGGUGGGAAGUGGUAGUGUGUGUAACUAGCAUCUUGAGCAUGAGUGCAGCAACACCAUACGCAACAUGAUGUUUUUGGUUAGAAUGUUAUGUGUGACGGCGAGUGUGUUGGUUUGGUGGCCGCGGGGGAGUAACUGCAUUGGAAAUGGUGGUCUGGAGGGCACGGAGUCAGUUCCCACCAAGUUGAAGGGACCGGAGGGCUCCUCACUCCUGCUGGUACUUCCCAGUCAGGACCUGCGAUACACUAAACCUCAGCCGGGUCGUCCAGACGGUGCCGGAGGGACUACCAUCAGUACCUCAAUACAUGAUCGGGGUACCGCAGGGAGACAGUUCUGGGGUCUGAACAACAACAGAGAGUUACCAAGUCGUCCUGGGAACAACCAGAUGAGUGGUGGCGAUCUAAACAACCACAUAAUCGGGAGCAGCCCUGAGGGAGUCGUGUCGAUGGUGCAGAGCUUCGUGGAGGACAUGACGAGAAGGCCCGCUGGUACGCGUCCUGGCUAUGUCAUGGUCAAUUCCCGUAAUCCUGUCCUCAUCCAGCAACUAGUGACUGCCCUCACCCAACGCUAUGGCUCCACCUCCGUCAUCCAAGACCCCGGCACCAUCCAGAAUAUCGUUAGCAUCCAGGACCCUCAAAGCAAUAACAAUGAACCCUCCCAGGACACAGGGAGCGACAUGCCCGUGUUCCCGCUGACAACAACCUGGAACCACACUCACAACAGCAUUGAGUCAAGGGAUCCAGAGGUGGAAUACAUCAGGCAGCAGUUGGCCGCCAUAGCUCACAUCUCCGUAUCUAGUGGCAGGUUGGUUAACGACACUACGCCAGACCCCCUCAACACCACCACCCCCACCCCCACCCUAGCCCUUAACCUUACAGCUGACACCACAACUGCAGCACAGACUCACCAAGACGAUCAAGCUGGAAAUAUAACAACUAGCCCGGACGAACAACAUUCAGGGAUGCAAAGUAUCAACGAAACUAAAGCGAGCAUCCUUCUGAGUUCAUCUCAAGAUCAUCAGGGCAUCAACCAGCACAUCAGUUCUGGUAGCUCCUUCACUCAUGAGCAAAUCAAGCUUCAAGAUGUGAAUAAUGAUGGGCCGUCAACCUUAAACGAAACCGAAGAGCAGCGGGUUGAAGAUGUAGAGAAAUUUGAACAUUUACAGGGCGAAGAGAUUAUAGAAAAUAACUGGAAAUUAAAUGAAAAUAAAACCGCCAUUAAUAACAAUGUUAGACAGUCCGGUGUUUACAUCAACAAUAUUUUCUACUCAGAGGUGAUGCCAGAAGACGACUCUGGAAACAUUAUCGUGGAUACUACAGGAACCAAACAAUCAUACACACCAAAUACUGGCGAAACCAGAUCGCCUUCCAGCAUUAUCUCUGACACUAAUAUUGCCAACCCUCCCAGCUCUACACUCGGUUUUAACAACAGUGUCUUAGAGACGGACCUAAACAUAAACGAAAUAUUAACUCAGGAAUCUACCCUAAACAACGCGGCAUUUGCAAGUGAGGUACCGAAAGUUACUAACGUCCCAGAGGAAGAUCCUGCCGAAAGGGACGCCAUGAGGGAAGUAAGUACCACGGGGUAUGAGGAUUAUUACGAGGAAAUAGACGGAGAGAUGGUCCUCAGCCCCACCAAGUUUAUGAGGAAAGGCGGACCCAUAGUACCAGAUGAUUACCCAAGUUACCAUGAUUACUCUCAGACUGACGGAGAGGACUCGGUUAGUGACGAUCAGCUAAAUAAGACACAACACAACACAGGACUGGGUAAUGAUAUUAGACCAAUCGGAAUGAAGCACAACUCUCUGAACCAAGUGAAGCACUGGACCUUAAGUGCUAUUCCUUCUGCCAGUAAAGUUAAUAAUUUUCCAGACAGUUUCAAUUUGCCCUCGACCAGUGUAGAUGAAGAUGUAGGUAUGGUCGGCCAAGGCUCGAUAAUCAAUCCCUAUAUAAAUCCCGUAUUAUAUGAACAGCAUUUUGGUGAGCUAAAUAGCCCUGUGACUCCAGUAUAUCAUCAACUACAUCCAGUAUUUGAUGUGAGUCCAAGUACUGGCGGCACGGGGUCACAUGAGCAGCUAAACUUUGAAGAAGGGGUCAACAGUGGUUAUUAUGGCAGUGUGUAUGAAGGCCCAAAUGUUACAAUUCAACUGAAUCAACAUGUAGAUAACGAUAAAACUAAAUCCGGAAUCUAUCAUCUGCAUCCCAACUCUGACAACAUACUGACCUCGCUUCAUACUUCUCAUCCCACUGACGCAGUUUUAGCAGGUCAUGUGAAACAUGUGUCCCACACCGGCGGUGGAGGAAUGGCUCCUAUGGAUCCUCAGCUGCUAGAAAAUUUGUGGAACAUAAGUGACAAAGAUCUAUCCAAAAUGGCGCUGCUUCAGGAACUGGACAGAAUUCCUGUUGUAUAUGACGGCGAUGAAGAGCUUAUCGCAGACGCCCCUAGUCUUGAAGCUCUUCCCACGGACGUACUGAACCAACUAGCUGGUAUGAAUAACGGCGAGCUGGAGACUUUAGGUCUAUUAGACCAGAUGAAGACCAUGACUGGAAGGUCUAGUAGUAGUAGGGACUCGAGUGUUAGUCCUCUGAGUGAGGACGUGUCGGAGAAAGACAGCAAGAAUCAAAGGUUGCAGCAGCUGACAAAUACAAGCGUCACCCCCCAUAGUAUCGAAGAGUCGACGGCCUCUUACAGCAGCAGCCCCGGGGAAGUAGCGAAAGGUGACUUGCGAGUUCCAGUUCGUAUCAAUUUUACUGCUGGAAAUUACCGCCAAAGUGACUUAAGCAUUAACGACCACCCAACACAACAUCUACCACCCAAUUUCUUCCCCACGCGCCCGACUCAGUCCCUACACCAAGGGUCAAGUCACCAUGGGGAGGGAGGUAAUGGGGCACAUUUGACUCGGGAGCAACAAGAAAUUAUUGCGCGUUUGCCAGUAGGGAUGCGGCCGGUGGUGUCAUCCAUAGUGUUAGCGGUACAGGCACCCUCCUCCCUCACCACCACCACUACCACCACCGGCCCCCAACACUACCCGUUACUUUACCCAUAUGCUUACCCAUACCCGCCGUACCCGUAUUACCCUCCUCCCAGCUUUCCGCACCCACCCCUAACACCACAGACACACCCAGCCACCACCACUGUCCCUCAUAAUCACGACAGCCACCACCCUCACCAUACUCCCGCUACAUUUGGCCACAGUACACAUGAUGGCAACGGUGCACAUGGUGGCCACGGUGUACAUCGUGGUCAAGGUGCACAGGAUGGUCACGGCGCACAUAAUAGUCAUGGUGCACAUGGUAGUCACGAUAAUCACAGUGAACUUGGUUCCCAAAACAACCGCACAACACAAAUAGCUCACACCACUUCAGCCAACCACAUAAGCAAUGACCCAGACGAGGAUCACCACCUGGGCACCUACGGACAUGCACAUCUUGAGAGCCAGGGUGGUCAUGGUGUUCCAGGGAGCAGUCAUGAUGAUAAUGGUGGCGAGGAUAAUGCGGUAUGGAGGUCAGACAACACUCCCCGACCCGUUGUGGUGACCCCAAGUGCCUCGCCUAGGAUUUCCGGAGUGGCCCCUGCCCGUGGGGUCCCCGGGAGAGUACCCCUUCCCGGAGGUGCCGUAAGCGUUACCCAAGGCUCCGUAGUGUCAACAUUAAACCCCGUCAUCGGGCUAUCCAGACUCGGGGAGUUCGACAACUCUGGCUUAGAGGACGUCGUGGAGACGAGCAUCAGGGACAACAAUAACAAACCCAGCGGUGUCAAUCGUAUUGGUCCCUCGCGGCCAGACAGAAACCAAGGUUUAUUGCAACUACGCCAAGAACCUUUCCAGAUGGGGCACGGACGACCAUCUGGCGGCGGUUUCGUGAACUACCGCCCCCCUCAGCAAACCAACAUGCAGAUGGGCACACCCGUAGUUAACGUGGUGAUGCCUGAAGCCACGAGGCCUGAUCCCACUCCCGCAGAGGAAGAACCUGGUCCUCUCAUUGAACCUGGUGUGACCCAAGAGGAUGCAGCUGUCACUAGAGCCCCUCAGACGAUGGACCGCGAGGAGGCAAACUCUCUCUUACAGUCUUUGUUCUCGUCGCCGACAUUGCUGCUGCUGGGCAUCGUGUUCGCCACCAGUGCCGCUUACAUGGCAAUAGCGAUGGAAGAACAAGCGGCGCAACAACGAUUCCAGCAAGCUCAGUUGGCGGCAGCAUUUGGCGGACAGCCGUUCCUGCCUGGAAGACGACGACGCAGCCUAGACACUCUUCCGUGGUACCCGACAGUCCCACCCAUUCUCAAGGUAUCACAGUGACUAGCAUACAUCUUACUAACUUGUUCUAUAGUUUUCUGAUAUGAAUGCCACGUACGGGUAAAAUGGCAGGAUGGUUAUCGUCCUGGGUUGGCAAUCCUUUGGUGCCGUAUUCAAAUCUUAAUUAAGUGGGCAUUAUGCGAUUGAUAGUCGGUGUGAAUCAGUACCAGUAAUACACUGUAGCCACCAACUUGUAGUGUGAGUCCGGAACCAGUGGUAUUGCCAUAUCACCACUGGCUUUAUAAACCAACUGCUUUACAAAUAUCCAGACCAAAGGGGAGACUGAAAUAUCCUAUCUCAACCAAUAUGUAAUAACGUGACACCAGGCCUACGUGACAGACACCCUGGGUUAAUUUAUAACUUCUUGGUAAACUUUACUAAGCUAACCAAGCUAGAGAGUGGGUUACAUUGUCAGGACAUAAGCCUCGUGUAUCUAUCGUCUAUUACUUCACAAAGUAAACAAUAAUAAUCAGUUUCCCUAUGUACUGCACAAUUUAGCGAUCAUUAUCUUACUGUAACUUUCCCUUUCCUCUGUUUUGUAAGAAUAUGAGACAGUACGAAUGGUGGAUUUUUUAAACUAAUGUACUGUAGAUAUAUUAUAAACUACUUAAAAAUACAAAUUAAGCAUCAACUUCAUAUUCCAUACUAAGUUCUACAAGUUGUGAGGGAGUGUUAGAUAUAAGAUGGAGGACAUUUCCCCAAAUGUUUUCUGACAAAUAAUUUUCAGUUUUUUCUCAAAAUGUCUUUCGGGUGUUUUUGUAAAGCCUUCAGUUGGUGAUGUACAUGUGUGUCCUUGGUGUUGCCAGUACUAGAGGAAGGUUUUUGUUGUAUUGUUAUAAGUGAGGCUACUGAACUAGUGGCAUUAUUGGGCAUUAAUAAAUAAAGCAUCUCAGUUA